Staurois parvus is the source of this 306-nucleotide messenger RNA. Lineage: Eukaryota; Metazoa; Chordata; Amphibia; Anura; Ranidae. The record is from the annotation of a GenBank genome assembly.
UAGUAAAUAUAAACUGCUAAAUACUUUUUUUCAUCAGCAGUUAGAGCAGUCUUGUGACUUCUAUCAGCAUUCAGCCGAACACCAGUUAAAGCUUGUAAGAGGGGUUUUCAUUCUGCUCUAGGAAGAUGCAGGACCCCUGCCCUCUGUCUGGACAGUGCUGAUUGGCCCUGUGCUGAUCACAUGCACUCUCCCAAGAAAAACCACCAAACUGAGCAUGUCCAGAGUGACUUCACACGAUAUGUCUUAUUAGGAGAUAAGAGGGGGUCACUGGAAGAAGGGGAGGAUCAGAGACGUCAGGGUCAAACA